Messenger RNA from Staurois parvus, 3539 nucleotides. Lineage: Eukaryota; Metazoa; Chordata; Amphibia; Anura; Ranidae. The record is from the annotation of a GenBank genome assembly.
GGAAAGAAAGGGAACUGCGAAAGUUGACUUCCUAAAGAAAAUCGAAAAGGAAAUCCAAUUAAAAUGGGAAAAGCAAAAAGUGUUCGAGGUCAACGUAUCGGAUCAUCAGAAUCAGAGCGGGAAAAGCAAGUACCUUGUGACGUUCCCUUACCCUUACAUGAAUGGCCGUCUUCAUCUUGGUCACACAUUCUCCCUCUCUAAGUGUGAGUUUUCUGUAGGUUUCCAGAGACUGAAGGGCAAGAUAUGCCUUUUUCCAUUUGGUCUGCAUUGUACUGGCAUGCCUAUCAAAGCGUGUGCGGAUAAACUGAAAAGGGAGAUGGAGCUGUAUGGCUGCCCACCUCAGUUUCCUGAAGAGGAUGAGGAGGAGGAGGAUGAAGAGAUGCCAGCAAUAAAAGAGGAUGAGCUGGUUAUGAAAGACAAAUCCAAGGGAAAAAAGAGUAAAGCAGCUGCAAAGUCUGGAUCAGCAAAAUAUCAGUGGGUAAUUAUGAAAUCCUUAGGACUCACAGAUGAAGAGAUCAUAAAGUUUUCUGAAGCUGAACAUUGGCUUAGCUAUUUCCCACCUCUAGCAGUAGAAGACCUGAAAAGUAUGGGGUUAAAGGUGGAUUGGCGUCGUUCGUUUAUCACCACAGAUGUAAACCCUUAUUAUGACUCCUUUGUAAGAUGGCAGUUUGUAACCCUACUAGAAAGGAAUAAAAUCAAAUUUGGAAAAAGGUACACCAUUUAUUCACCAAGAGAUGGCCAGCCAUGCAUGGAUCAUGAUAGACAGACGGGAGAGGGUGUUGGUCCCCAAGAAUAUACACUUAUUAAAAUGAAGGUCCUUGACCCUUAUCCAUCAAAACUGAGUGGGUUGAAAGGAAAGAAUGUUUACCUAGUAGCUGCUACAAUGCGCCCAGAAACUAUGUUUGGACAGACAAACUGUUGGCUGCGGCCCGACAUGCCCUACAUUGCAUUUGAGACUGCCACUGGUGAUAUAUUUGUGUGUGCUCAGAGGGCAGCAAGGAACAUGUCUUACCAGGGUUUUACCAAAGACAAUGGGGUUGUUCCAGUAGUCAAAGAGCUCAUGGGAGAGGACCUUCUGGGUGCUGCUUUGUCAGCUCCACUGACUUCCUAUAAAGUAAUUUAUGCCCUUCCAAUGCUUACCAUCAAAGAAGACAAAGGCACAGGGGUGGUAACCAGUGUCCCUUCUGAUGCUCCAGAUGACAUAGCAGCCUUAAGAGAUCUGAAGAAGAAACAGGCACUCAGAGUAAAAUAUGGAAUAAAGGAUGAAAUGGUAUUACCUUUUGAACCUGUGCCAAUCAUUGAGAUCCCUGGCUAUGGAAACCUGUCUGCUCUUCAGGUCUGUGAUGAACUGAAAAUCCAAAGCCAAAAUGACCGGGAAAAGCUGGCUGAAGCCAAGGAAAAGGUCUAUCUGAAAGGAUUCUAUGAAGGUAUCAUGUUGGUUCCUGGAUAUGAAGGCCAGAAAGUGCAAGAGGUGAAAAAAACCUAUCCAGAAGAAAAUGGUUGAAAAGGGGGAGGCUAUGAUUUACAUGGAGCCAGAGAAGCAGGUGAUGUCCCGUUCUGCUGAUGAGUGUGUGGUAGCACUGUGUGACCAGUGGUACCUGGAUUAUGGCGAAGAGAAUUGGAGGACUCAGGCUGAUCUGUGUUUGCAGAACAUGGAAACGUUCUGUGAUGAGACCAGAAAAAACUUUGAAGCCACUCUUGGCUGGCUAAAAGAGCAUGCCUGUUCUAGAACGUAUGGUCUUGGAUCUCGCCUGCCGUGGGAUGAGCAGUGGCUGAUUGAGUCUCUUUCUGACUCCACAAUAUACAUGGCUUACUACACUGUUUGUCAUCUCUUGCAAGGAAACAAUGUUAGUGGCCAAGGAGAAUCUCCUAUUGGCAUCAGGCCAGAACAGAUGACCAGGGAAGUAUGGGAUUACAUCUUUUUCAAGAGUGCUCCAUUUCCAAAAACUACCAUCCCCAAGGAGAAACUAAACAAGUUAAAGAAUGAAUUUGAGUUCUGGUAUCCAGUAGACCUGAGAGCGUCUGGAAAAGACCUUGUCCCAAAUCACUUAACCUAUUAUCUAUACAACCACGUGGCUAUGUGGCCUGAAGACAGUGGUAAAUGGCCUGUAGCUGUCAGAGCAAAUGGACACCUUCUACUGAAUUCAGAAAAGAUGUCCAAGUCUACAGGAAAUUUUCUCACAUUAAGCCAGGCAAUUGACAAGUUUUCAGCAGAUGGCAUGCGUCUUGCACUUGCUGACGCUGGAGAUACUGUGGAAGAUGCCAACUUUGUUGAAGCCAUGGCGGAGGCUAGUAUUCUGCGGCUGUACACAUGGGUGGAGUGGGUCAAAGAAAUGUUAGCCAACUUCGACAGUCUGAGAAGUGGUCCCAACUGUACAUUUAAUGACCGCGUGUUUGAAAGUGAGAUCAAUGCAGGAAUUUUUAAAACUGAGCAAAAUUAUGAAAAAAUGAUGUUCAAAGAGGCUCUGAAAACUGGAUUCUUUGAAUUUCAGGCUGCCAAAGAUAAAUACAGAGAAUUGGCUAUUGAAGGCAUGCACCGUGACCUUGUGUUCCGGUUUAUUGAAAUCCAGACGCUCCUGCUGACUCCUAUCUGCCCACAUUUGUGUGAAUAUAUAUGGUCAUUACUGGGGAAGACUGAUUCCAUCAUGAACGCUUCCUGGCCUGUGGCAGGUCCAGCAGAUGAAGUGCUUAUCCGUUCAUCUCAGUACCUGACAGAAACUGCUCAUGAUCUUCGACUACGUCUCAAGAAUUACUUGGCUCCAGCUAAGGGGAAGAAAGGAGAUAAACAGCCACCUCAGAAGCCAUCUCAUUGCACAAUCUAUGUGGCCAAGACAUACCCAACAUGGCAGCACAUUACAUUAUCAACUCUUCGCAAGCAUUACCAGGCAAAUUCUGGUAGUCUGCCGGACAAUAAAGUUAUAGCCACAGAGCUAAACAGCCUGCCAGAGCUGAAGAAAUACAUGAAGAGAGUAAUGCCAUUUGUUGCCAUGAUCAAGGAAAACCUUGAAAAGAAAGGACCUCGUAUUCUGGACCUAGAGCUGGAAUUUGACGAGCAGGCUGUUAUUUUAGAAAACCUUGUCUACUUGACCAAUUCACUAGAUCUGGACCAGAUUGAAGUGAAAUUUGCUUCCGAAGCAGAUGAUAAAAUUAGAGAAGAGUGUUGCCCUGGGAAACCAUAUUCUGUCUUCAGAACAGAGCCUGGAGUGCCUGUAUAUCUAGUGAAACCCACAGCCCUCAAAUGGCCACUUUUCCAUGAAGAUUGAGAUCCGGCAGGGAGACAGCAGAGACUCUGUAAUAAGACGCCUAAUGAAGACUGAUCGGGGGAUCAAAGAUGUUGCAAAGGUGAAGCUUAUGCGAUAUGAUGACCCAGUGCUUGGUCCUCGUCGUGUGUUCCAGUACUGGGAAAAGAAGAAGUUGGUAAAACGGUCAUUUCCCCACAAGCUGCCUUCCACAUUGACCUUAAUGAAAAAAGAGUGCACAUAGCAGAUAAUGGUCUAAAGACGGACAUUGGAGAUACCUUGGUGUACCUGGUUGAUUAA